AACUCAAAGACCAACAAAUAUAAAAACGAUGUUAAAGAAUCGUUUCACGGGUCUUAUGACGCGGAAGGGCACGGCCACGGCCACGGCCACGGCCACGGCCACGGCCCAUGCGAGAAACUACAUCUUUCAGAAGAGUUUCAAUGCACGCCAAGUGCUGAUGGCCAAGGCUAAGGCGAAUGGGGCACCACAGACAGAGACCUUGGAGCACCAGACCCCGAAUCAAACGCAGCCGGAGAGUGCUUGUCCGGAAGUGAAGACAACAGGAACAACUGCUGUGCCCUUGGCCGAGAAUACACGCAAGACAGUUUCCCUCAAGACAUUUACAACCGCCCCAUCGGCCAGCUUUUCCGAUCAGCGCGAAAGGUGGAUGGCCAGGACCAAGGAGAUUCAGCGCAAGGCCAUGCUGGCAGCCAAAGAAGGUCCUACCAAGGCAGCAAGCAACAAAUGGUCGACUCCCGGGCUAUACGACUGGCAGCAGCAGCUGUCGCCGCAAAAGAAGCCAAAUGUCGAUAAUGAGAUCAUCUCCCCAGCGGAAGGCCAACGGAAGUCUUGGACGAAUCGCGUGCACGGCUCACAAAUGCAGAAGCAGAAACAGACACGGUUCCUUGAGGAACCGAGUGGCAGGCAGCACGCCAGAAGAGAUAUGGAACAGAAGGGACAUAGGAUACAGCAGAUAACCAGAAUGGAGUCCAGAGCUUCGGCAGCAGCAGCCCCUGCAGAGCUCGAGGAACCGAAGAAGAAGUCGCCCGAGCGUUUGGCUUACCUGGAGGCCAUCCAAAAGCUGAACAGUUACCACGCUUUCGACUCGGUGCCCGUGCGGAUGGGCCGGCAGGGCUCCGAUUGCCAGCCGGAUCCGAUGAUAGAACAUACCCUGGAGUGCUUGGAGAGGACGAAGCUGUCAAAAGCGCAGUUGGAAAGCAUUCCCGUCAUACAGAUAUCCGGAUCGAAGGGCAGAGGAAACCACAUGCUGGCAAAAAUGCAACCACCGCCAGCCUACGACCAACUCCUGACGGUGAUGGCCUUCCAUGCGUUCCGCCGGGCGAAUGUGGAUGUGGCCAUUGUGAAGGUGGGCAGUGGAGGCGCCAGCGAUUGCACCACGUCACCUCGCAUGCGGGAACAAUCGGCAUCAACACUCUGA
Molecule: messenger RNA, 1138 nt
Organism: Drosophila persimilis
Lineage: Eukaryota; Metazoa; Arthropoda; Insecta; Diptera; Drosophilidae
Exons: 3
Coding region: 29-1138 (369 amino acids)
Biological process (GO): tetrahydrofolylpolyglutamate biosynthetic process
Cellular component (GO): mitochondrion; cytoplasm; cytosol
Molecular function (GO): tetrahydrofolylpolyglutamate synthase activity; ATP binding
Source: RefSeq, a predicted model, not a curated record